AUAAACAUAUGAUACAAAAGGAUAAUAAAGCUAAGGGGAGAAAAAAAAAGAAAAGAAAGAGAGAUAAAUAAAUGUCUCUACAAAGAGUUCCCAAUUGCUCCCCAUUCCCCUGCUCUAAUACUACUACUACUAUUCCUUACCCCAAGAUUCAAACCCUAACGGCUAGUUUUUUCCCUCUUUCUUUAGCCCUAACCCUAGCUUUGAACUCUCCUUUACCUUCUCAUGCAAUCCCUUCUCCCACUUUUAUGAGUGAUUCCUCUCUACAAAAUCCCACAACCCCAUACUCCCAGUCCAAGAACCUGCUGCAACUGGGAUUGGAAAAUGGGAAAAUCAGGCCUUGUCCAUCAAUUAAUCCCGGGUGCGUUUCGACGAAUCCGAAAUCAUCGUCGUUCGCUUCGCCGCUGUUGAUUCCCGAAAAAUCUGCAGAUAAUGCCAUUCAGAAACUGAGGGAUGCUGUACUGAAGACACAGAGGAAUGUGAAGAUCAAUGUUGAUGAAGAAACCCCAACUGGCCAUUACCUGCAGGCGGAAGUCGACGGGGGGUUCGGGCGCGACGUGCUCGAGUUCCUGGUGAAAAGGGAUCAUGUUGUGGCCUACAGGUCCAUGGCCACAAAGGUCACAUAUGUUUACCCAUUCACAACAGCUUUAGGUGACUCCAAAGGCCAAAAGGAGAGGGUCAGGAGGAUUGCUGAAGAGCUGGGGUGGUUUGCUCCUCCAGAUUUUGAAACAAUGGCUUCAUAAUAAUGUUCUUGUGUUUGUGGCUGUAUUCAUGAAAUUUCAUGAGAUUAUUGUUUAUUUAAGCGAGUUCGGGAAAAGUACGCUUCCAUUUCGGAUGCUAAAAGCGGUUAUAUUGAACUGUACAGCUACCGUUUAGUUCUGGAAUAAGCUAUUCUUUCUUAUUCCUGACACAGCCAGUAGAUUCCAUAAACUUCAGAAUC
Molecule: messenger RNA, 937 nt
Organism: Ananas comosus (pineapple)
Lineage: Eukaryota; Viridiplantae; Streptophyta; Magnoliopsida; Poales; Bromeliaceae
Product: thylakoid lumenal 17.9 kDa protein, chloroplastic
Exons: 4
Coding region: 72-740 (222 amino acids)
Source: RefSeq, a predicted model, not a curated record